Messenger RNA from Diospyros lotus (date-plum), 670 nucleotides. RefSeq lists its product as uncharacterized. The record is from RefSeq and is a predicted model, not a curated record. The coding region runs from base 104 to 556 and encodes 150 amino acids. NCBI's taxonomy places the organism in Eukaryota, Viridiplantae, Streptophyta, Magnoliopsida, Ericales, Ebenaceae. The transcript is spliced from 2 exons.
GACCCACCAGACCACUGUCUCCUUCUAAAAAGCCACAAACGCACAGAUCCGAUCUAUGGAUGCUUCGUUUUCGAGCAGAUUCCCAUAGUUGAAGUUGAAGAAGAUGGCGAGAGCUUGGCCGAGUCGACUCAUUUUUCUUCUCUUUCUCGCUUGCCUUGCAGUUGCAGAUGCCAGACCCGGCUUUCUCUACAUCAGAACCCGUGGAAGAUGCACUCCCCAGUAUUGGAGUAGCAGGAGGGAGGCGUGGCCGAGGAUGGUGCCGGAGACGGCGACGGUGUCGAAGGUGUUCGGGUCGAGGGCGUUCGAGCGGUACAGGCCCGACCUGACGCUGCUGGAGGCGGCGGCGGAAGUCCGGAAUGACGAGUCAGGCGCCGGCGACCCCUUCGGGCGGCUGGUGGAGCAGUCGACGGCGGCUCUGCUCAACUCCUACGCCAGGGAGGGCUUCCCCUACUCCGCUUGGGAGGUCAAGACUCUGCUCAUCCAGGCUUUGGUCUCCGAGCAGGCUGCCGCCGCUCAAGCCCAGCGCUUCUUUGAGGCCAACGACGGUUGCAAUUAGAAUCUGAAAUUACGCCUAAUUUUGUAACGAAAACAUUAGCAGCUUCGAUCUAGUGUUCUUCUGUGAUUAUGGUGAGGUUCACGUCUGCCUGAACCAUCAAAUCUUCUGCUAUCA